Molecule: messenger RNA, 1269 nt
Organism: Carlito syrichta (Philippine tarsier)
Lineage: Eukaryota; Metazoa; Chordata; Mammalia; Primates; Tarsiidae
Gene: UBE3D
Product: ubiquitin protein ligase E3D
Exons: 10
Coding region: 1-1269 (422 amino acids)
Biological process (GO): protein polyubiquitination; protein autoubiquitination; protein monoubiquitination
Cellular component (GO): ubiquitin ligase complex; nucleus; cytosol
Molecular function (GO): cyclin binding; ubiquitin conjugating enzyme binding; ubiquitin protein ligase activity
Source: RefSeq, a predicted model, not a curated record
AUGUCACCAAAAGUGGAGCCUCAAAUUUGGCUUUUAUGCUUCGUUUCCAGGGAGCCCAGGGAAGGCCGCGUGCCCAUGGACAUCUCCAUAACGCCGUCCUCGCUCCGGCUGAGCACGCCGGGCGGCUGCACAGAAGUCUGGCUUCCAGCAGAGGUCAGGCUCGCGCCUGCCUCGUGCCGCGGGCUGCGGUUUGUGGCCGGAGAUGGACUGCACCUGCGGCUGCAGGCGCGCGGGGAGCUCCGCACCAAACUGAUUUCAGUGUUUAAUCAAAGCUCGCAAGCCCAAGAAUGUUGCACGUUUUAUUGCCAAUCCUGUGGUGAAGUCAUAAUAAGGGACAGGAGACUUCUCAGGGUGCUGCCACUGCCAAGUGAGAACUGGGGUGCUCUAGUUGGGGAAUGGUGUUGCCAUCCUGACCCCUUUGCUAAUAAACCACUUCAUCCAAAAGAGAAUGACUGUUUUGUUGGAGACUCUUUCUUCUUGAUGCAUUUAAGAGCCGAUUUGUGGUGGCCAAGACCUGAGCUAUCCCCAGUGAAGACGCGCUGUCCUUCUUCUGAGAACCACCUUAAAUUGGAACCAAAGGCAAAUACCAAAGUAAUUUGUAAGCGUUGCAAGGUAAUGUUGGGAGAGACUGUGUCAUCAGAAACCACUAAGUUUUAUAUGACAGAGAUAAUUAUACAGCCAUCGGAGAGAAGUUUUCCCAUCAUACCAAGGUCUCAGUUUGUCCAGAGCGUGAUUGCCCAGUGUAUGGUGGAGCUCUCCUCUGCCAGGAGCACAUUUAGAUUCACUAUUCAAGGUCAGGACGGCAAGGUGUACAUCUUGCUAUGGCUUUUAAACUCAGACAGUUUGGUGAUUGAAUCUCUGAGAAGUUCCAGACAUUUCAAAAGAUUUCCGCUGUUGGAAGACGCGUUGAAAACAGAUGCCGUUUCUGCCUGGAAUGCUGUCAAGGUGCUCUACCAGCCAUGCGUCAAGAGCAGGAAUGAGAAGCUUGCCAGCUCUUGGGAAAGUGACAUCAGCGUCCACACCCUCACCCUGCCCUCUGCAACUUGCCUGGAGCUGCUGUUGAUACUGUCAAGGAACACUGCCAUGCUGCCUUUGUCCCUUCGCUGUAUGAAUUCCUUUCAGGUCCGUUACAAGAAUGAACCCUGUGUUGUUCUUCCUGUUUCUGAGCCUUGGGUACUGCUGCAGAGUUCAGUCUUUGGCCUUCGUGAUCCCAUUGAUAUUUUUCGUUCCUCCAUCAGCUUCAAUCCUGGACUCUGCAAGGAACCUUAA